CCGUGUCCACGCCCAGCGCCCUGUCCCACCACGUGACCCAGCGCGCAGCAGGCGCCUGCGUAGUUCGAGCUCUAGCAUGGGGACUGUUUGGAGAUCUUUGCCUCCACUCAGGAUGUUUGGGGCGUCUUCCCUGCGGGCUAUUAGCUCUUCCAGCCUACCUGUGUUCCCAAAGCAGGUGAAAAUCGUAGAAGUCGGCCCCCGAGAUGGUCUGCAACAUGAAAAGCAUAUUCUACCCGCUCAGUUGAAAAUCAGGUUGAUAGACAUGUUGUCUGAGGCAGGACUCCCUGUCAUUGAGGCCACCAGCUUCGUGUCCCCCAAGUGGGUGCCCCAGAUGGCAGAUCAUACUGAAGUCCUGCAGGGCAUCGAGAAGUUUCCUGGCAUCCGCUACCCAGUUCUGACCCCCAAUCUCAGAGGCUUCGAGGCAGCGGUCUCUGCAGGAGCCAAGGAAGUGGCCAUCUUUGGGGCUGCCUCAGAGCUCUUCACUAAGAAGAACAUCAACUGCUCCAUCGACGAGAGCUUGGAGCGGUUUGAGGAAGUCCUGAGUGCGGCCAAAGCGGCCGACAUUCCCGUCCGAGGGUACGUGUCCUGCGUGCUUGGAUGCCCGUAUGAAGGGAAAAUCUCCCCAGCCAAAGUAGCUGAGGUGUCUAAGAAGCUGUACUCAAUGGGCUGCUUUGAGAUCUCUCUGGGUGACACCAUCGGCGUGGGCACCGUGGCUGGCAUGAAAGAUAUGCUGUCUGCUGUCAUGAAGGAGGUGCCAGUGAGUGCCCUGGCUGUCCACUGCCAUGACACCUAUGGACAGGCCCUCAGCAACAUCUUAAUGGCUCUUCAGAUGGGAGUGACUGUAGUGGAUUCAUCAGUGGCUGGGCUUGGGGGUUGUCCUUAUGCCGAGGGUGCAUCAGGAAACGUGGCAACAGAAGACCUGCUGUACAUGUUGAAUGGACUGGGAAUUGAAACAUCUCAUGGCCAUGUAACUGCUGCUGGGCCGUAUUUUCCCAUAUAAAGGGGGUGAGCCUUCCGAAGUUAUUGGAAGCUGGAACAUUUAUCUGCAAGGCCUUGAAUAAAAAAAGCAAUUCCAAAGUGGCCCAGGCCACUUUCCGCCCCAAGCUGUGACUUCCCCAUCUUCGCCCUACCUUCCCCAAUGGUCUGGGCUGGCCAGACCCCAGCAGCAGCCAAGCACCUUCAGAACAAAUGGGCUGUCCCUCUCCCAAGUUAAGGAGCACGCUGACAACAGCCCAGAAAUGGUAGUGCCAGGCCUGGGGAUGCCAAGGAAAAGGAACUGGGCACUGACCACUUUAGGAAAUCAACUUCAACUCAGUACACAUGGCUGGAAAAGCUUCCCUUAAGUAAGCUGGAUGAAUUGGGUCAGAGGAAGAAGCCCCAAAUCCUCCCUAGGAAGAGGCUUAUGAAUCUGGAAGUUUUCCUGAUACAUUUUCCAUCAUCUUGACCCUGAGAAGAAGGACAUCCUGGAGGGGGGGGUGGGGUGCUAGAAGAAGGCCUUAGGGCCCCUUCCUCAUUAUAUCCUGCUUCUCUUGAAUUUUUCUUUACUCCCCAUUCUAAGAAUUCAGCCUUACAUCCAAGGCUUUGAUCACUGACACCCCCAAUCCCCAUCUGUUAUCUGGGGAUGGAAAGGGCUUUGGUCCUGCUGAAGAUUAAAUCCUUCUUAGCAUGGCCCAAAGGGCUGCUGCCAAUUGCAGGACUGUGAUGCUGGAAACCUGCAGGUGCCAUUCUCUACCUGGAAAUGAUUUUUAAAUGUAUAUCUAUAAUCAACGUAAAUAAAAGAUGGAUUGACGAGCCCA
Dromiciops gliroides (monito del monte) is the source of this 1796-nucleotide messenger RNA. RefSeq names its product 3-hydroxy-3-methylglutaryl-CoA lyase (gene HMGCL). The record is from RefSeq and is a predicted model, not a curated record. Bases 77 to 1000 code for a protein of 307 amino acids. Gene Ontology annotation, biological process: L-leucine catabolic process; ketone body biosynthetic process. NCBI's taxonomy places the organism in Eukaryota, Metazoa, Chordata, Mammalia, Microbiotheria, Microbiotheriidae. The transcript is spliced from 10 exons. Gene Ontology annotation, molecular function: hydroxymethylglutaryl-CoA lyase activity.